This is a messenger RNA of Hemicordylus capensis (graceful crag lizard), 3652 nucleotides long. It is a transcript of the gene GPBP1, whose product is annotated as GC-rich promoter binding protein 1. Gene Ontology annotation, biological process: DNA-templated transcription; positive regulation of DNA-templated transcription. The record is from RefSeq and is a predicted model, not a curated record. Gene Ontology annotation, molecular function: RNA binding; DNA binding. Gene Ontology annotation, cellular component: nucleus. Bases 1506 to 2918 code for a protein of 470 amino acids. The transcript is spliced from 13 exons. NCBI's taxonomy places the organism in Eukaryota, Metazoa, Chordata, Lepidosauria, Squamata, Cordylidae.
GGUGUUUAGGAGUACGGGGGUUCCACGAAACUUCUCCUUUUCGGGUUCCCUUGAAACUGCCGCGCACUCUCGCUCGCUGAUCGCUCUCUGUGGUGUCCUCCGCUGCGUUCGCCCGCGCGCGUUCUCUCUGUUGCCUCUCACCCCCCCUUCCCCACCACUCUCGCUCCUGGUGGCAAGGAAGUCUCGCGAGGUUUGGGAGCAGGGCAUCGCUGCUGCGGCUCGGAGCGGCGCCAUUUUGGGACGGACUGACUGACUGGAGCGAGGAGUUGUGCGCGCGGCGGGGGAGAGAAGCGGUGGCGGCGGCAAAAAGGAGCUUUCAAAUUCGGGACCCCGCUGAAGCUGCGAGCUUUGCCGGGACUUGUCUGGCAGGUGAUUUGGAUUCUGAACCUGGGCCUGGAUAUUUUGCAACUUGUUGCUUCACCUUGUGGAGAAAAGCUAACUGGAUGUUAACCUGUAGCAUCUGCUUGAACUGGACGGAAAAACGUUUACUAAAAAUGGAGCUGGGAUUCUAACUUGUUUAGUUGCUCUUCUGAAGUUCUGAAGUCUGCAGAACUCAAUUUGAAAAGCUUGUGAACUUUUGAAAUACUCCUCUCCCCCCCAGUGCAAGACAUCACCUUGGACUAAAUUUUGCCCAUAUGGAAUGGAUAAUUGUAUACACUUCUUAGGGUCUGCAUGUUGCUUUGAAAAAUUAUUUUUACUUCCUAGUUUAAAUAUUUGUGGCAGAACACAGAUCGACUAGUUCUGCAAACUAGUUCUAGAAGAUUAGAUUAAAUGUAGCUACUAAUUAUUCUUCUGAUCUUCACUUAGAGGUUCAUGGCAAUUAUUUUUACUUUUUUUAAGGUAGUCUGAUAUUGCUUUUAUUUUACAAUGGAUCCUGUUUUCUAAAUGAAGAGACUGGGAACUUUAUUUUUCAUUUGCGUUUUUUAGUAUUUUUUUUUUAAAUGUUGCAAAAAGGCGACAUGGAAAUAUCCAGAUAGCUGUUGUGUGCAGAUGCCUGAACUGACUCCUACUCCUAGAAAUGCGCUCUACUUCAGAUGUGGAAUUUGACUUUUCACUUCUGGUUUUUGUGUCAUAAAAGGUGUAUUUAUUUCUUCUGGAACUGAUGUUCAUGAUAGUAAGACGUACAUGGAAUAGAAAAGAAAAGACGCAUCAAAAGAGAAGACAAGCUCUUAAAAUCAGACUUGUCUGACUUUUGGAUAUAACUUUUGAGUCCUUAAAUGUGAAGAAUGGGUAGCUGAUUUCCAAGGGUCAGCCCCGUAUUUGCUUAGCUACGGAUGUAGUAUCUUUAAGGAACUCAGGAUAUUAUUGCAAGGGAACCAAACUGGAAAACACAAAUAACGGACAGUUAAUGCCAAUCCGUGCAGUUCUCUUGGAUUUUGUUUAUUUUCAACAGAAUCCAGUACUGCCUCAAAGAAUAUAUAAAAUGGACAAAACAACCUAGUUCAGAAAUACUUGCCAUGAGGUUUUGAAGCCUUGUUUCACAGAUUUGGAGAGACUGGACCUAAAUGGCGCAGCAUGACUUUGCUCCAGCCUGGCUUAAUUUUCCUUCUCCACCAUCAUCAUCCAAGUCAUCACUGAAUUUUGAGAAGCCUUCCGAAAGCUUUUCGUGGACAGAGAAUCGUUAUGAAGUUAACCGUAGGCGGCACAAUUCUUCUGAUGGAUUUGAUCCUAGUAAUGGCCGUUCAAAUGGAGGGCAUUUGGGAAGGAAAGAGAGAAAUGGCUGGCGUUCUCAAGGCAGAAAUGGCUCUGAAAACACAAAUCACAGAGGGGGAUACCAUGGGGGAUGUUCACGUGUUCGUACCAGCAGCUUCCACUCUGGGAAAAGCCAAGGGCUACAUGAAAUCAAUGCACCUGAGUGUGAGACUUUGAAGAAGGAAGAUAAAGAAGAACCAAAACAAUUUGAAGCUGAAGAUUUUCCCUCCCUGAAUCCUGAAUAUGAGAGAGAACCAAACCAGAACAAAUCAUUAGCUGCUGGUGUUUGGGAAUAUCCUCUGAAUCCUAAAUCUAGAUCUCCACGAAUGCUGGUCAUUAAAAAAGGCAAUACAAAAGAUUUACAGAUAUCUGGAUUCUCUGUGGGAGGAAAUGUUCAUUCACAGCCAGCUAAGAAUGGAACUGGUACAAGUGUCUAUAAAGGUUUAGUCCCUAAACCUGCCAUUCCUCCAGCAAAGUCUACACAGUGGAAAAGCCAAACAAAGGAAAACAAACUUGGGCUUCCGUUUCCUCAUGAGUCUUCAUAUGGUAUUGGAAACUUCAGUGCUUUCAAAUCUACUGCCAAGCCUGUUGGAUCACAGAACUCAGUGAAAGAGUGUAAUCGGUCAAACUCCUCAUCCCCAGUUGAUAAGCUUGGCCAGCCUCGUUUAACUAAAUUAACGCGAAUGCGCACUGACAAGAAGAGUGAAUUCUUGAAGACGUUGAAACGGGAUCGAGUUGAAGAAGAAAAUGAUGAGAAUUGUGUUGGACAAGAGAAGGAUGAUGAUGAUGAAUUUAAUUUACAUAACAGCAACAAUAGCCACCAAGAGAGGGACAUAAACCGAAACUUUGAAGCCGAAAUUUCUCAAGAGAAUAGAAAUUCUGCAAUGAUUUCCCAGCAAAUCAUCCGGUCUUCAACGUUUCCACAGUCUGAUGUCCUUUCAAGUUCACUUGAAGCAGAGCAUAGAUUGUUAAAGGAGAUGGGUUGGCAGGAAGACAGUGAAAACGAUGAGACCUGUGCUCCACUAACAGAGGAUGAAAUGAGGGAAUUUCAGGUCAUUAGUGAACAGUUACAGAAAAAUGGCCUUAGAAAAAAUGGUAUUCUAAAAAAUGGCCUCGUGUGCGACUUCAAAUUCAGUCCUUGGAAAAACAGCACUUUCAAACCAACAAUUGAGAACGAAGACUCGGAGACAAGCAGCAGCGACACAUCAGAUGACGAUGAUGUGUGAAAAUUGCCUGAAAACCUUAGGAGCUCUGACUUUCAUCUCCUGGAGUUUGAGAAUGAAUUGUUCAAAAGAGGGGAGAACUAUGAUUUUUUGUAGUGCUAUGCCCCGUUAGAGGAAGGAUCUUUGGGACUCCUCAUGAAGGAACCUAAGAAUGUUGUGUUGAUGCGCUUUGUUGAACAUGACUAUAAUUUCUUUGUAAAUGGAUGUUGUUAGAAAUGAGGACUUUGCUCCAACAUUGACUUUCUUCAUCACUGCAGCAUUUCUCUGACUAGCAAUGUGACAAUGUAAGAGAAUGAGAUUUUCUCAUUUAAUAAUAAUAAAAAAGAUUAUGUAAUGUUUGGCAAAGUUUUUGUCUUAAAACUGCAGGUCUAAGGGGGAAAAGGCUGCUUGACACAGUGUGAUGCUUACUGAGACAGAUUUCUUUUACAAUGGAAAUCUCCAGUGUUCACUUUGUGCACAGACAAUAGACAGUGUAGCAUGUUGGCUAAAAAUGACAAAAGUGCACUAAAACAUCCAUUUCCUAAACUGCUGUAAUUGUUCCACUUCUUGAAACAUACCAGUAAUUCUCUAGCAGUUUGUACUACAAUAAUUAUGGAAAAAGACUUGCUUCGAUUCCAGACUUCACAGAACUGGUGUAAAUCAAAAGCUUUAUUUGGAUGCUGCAAGACCCAGGAAUCGGAAUCCUCACAAUGGGCACUGAUUCUUUUGGGGGAAAUAAACAUUAUUUUGAUAAAUUA